AGAAGGUCAUAUUGUUGCGAUUGUAACCUAUUGUGCCACACAAUUGACAGCAACAUGUCCACCAAUGAUUGGGCAGUUUUUUUGAUACCACGAAUUUGGCAUCAACCUAAAUGGACUGGUUAUAAUGACCCAUCAAAAUCUAUGUCAUGGAAAGUGCUAGAAACUGUUUGAAGCCACGUUAACACUGGAUUCGUUAGAUUCAGUAAGUAAAGACAGCGGCUUAGUGAAUGAUGGAUUGCAUAAUUGAAUUAUUACAUAUCAAAUAUUUUUAUUCAAUUUAGUUUGUCAAGAGGGAAGAAAUUCGUUUGAUAGCUGCGGUCAGAGAUGUAGCUGUGUGGGCGGGCGUUUGGUGGGCUGCGUCCGGAUAAGGAAAGAAUUCACAUCCAUGACAUUUGCUGAGCGAGAACGUCAUAUCAAUGUCAUAAGAACAGCUUCCACUGAUCCGAGUUUCAAGGCAGAUUAUGACGAACUAAUCAAUGAUCACAGAAUACUGUUCGUAUCUGGAAUUCACGAGUCCACACACUUCCUCACAUGGCAUCGAUAUUUUAUGCUGCUCUACGAAAACCUCCUUCGCCGGGUCGACUGCAACUUUACCGUAGCAUACUGGGAUUGGAGUCUAGUUUCCAGUGAUCCCUUCAGCACGGCAAAUCGUGAAGAUCUUUGGCACAGUGCAAACACUGGUUUUGGCGGAGAUGGUGUCGAUCCGACGGGCUGUGUCCAGACUGGUCCUUUCAGAGAGGACGAAUGGAGUCUCGUGCCACUUCCGGCGGGAUCUCCACCAGAACCUGGACGACGCUGUUUGUCACGGAUGUUCAAUGGGAACCCUCCUGAUUCAGUCGCAGUGGAAGAGGUCUUGCGAAAAUCGGCAGAUGACUUUUCUGAUUUUGAGCUCAUGCUCAGAAUCAAUCUCCAUGACGUGGUCCAUUGCGUAAUUGAUGGAACCAUGUGCUCGAUAGAUUCCGCAUCCGCUCCAGAGUUUUUUCUUCAUCACGGCUUCAUCGACAAAAUAUGGGACGACUGGCAGAAGAAAAGUGACGCUCAUAAAAAUGCCUUCUUUCCUUCCGUCGAUGGGUUUAUGCCGGGUACCCAAGUUCGCCCUGUAGAUGUGAUUGACCUUUCUUCGCAGCCAGGAGGAGUUCGAGUUGAGUAUCAACCUCCUAAGGGAGCUGCCAGUGUGGUACCGCUUCUAAGAGGACUGAGUUUGACCAGAUUGCAGCAUAUCCGACGCAGGCGUUUCUCUGGCCUAAGAGAUAAAGCGAUCAGACUUUUUCGACUGAAGCCAUCGGAAGUGAGGAGAGCCAAGCAGUUGGAAAAGUUGCUUCAGCCAUUGAGUUCUUAGAUCAUGCAAGUGGAGACAGACAUUUGUCGCAAUUAUUUUCAAGAAACUACGAUUUAUUAAUACAUAAAACCAUCGAUCAUGAUCGCAUUUGUAAAUUAAGACGUAAUCGUAAUUCAUUUACGCUACGCAUAUAAUAUAUAGAAAUAUUACAAAAUGCUUGGCCGACAUAACUUUCGUGUCAUGUAUUGCAUGUUAUACUUUUAAUGAAUUCGGAUCUUAGAUCUUUAUAUUUUAAUUUUGUUUACUUCCCUAGCUGUUGUCAGAGCAUCGAUAAAACCAAAACCUUCGUAA
Messenger RNA from Orbicella faveolata, 1630 nucleotides. Its product is annotated as SCO-spondin-like. NCBI's taxonomy places the organism in Eukaryota, Metazoa, Cnidaria, Anthozoa, Scleractinia, Merulinidae. Gene Ontology annotation, molecular function: oxidoreductase activity. The record is from RefSeq and is a predicted model, not a curated record.